CAUAUUGUCAAUUUUAUACAAUACAUGUAUAAUGAACUCGACAUUAUGCUCAAUCAUAUUGCUUACAACUUUUUAUCAACUUUCAAAUACAAUUGAUUGGGACAAAGUUCCUCAUGGAAAGAUUAUGAAAUAUGAAGAAAUUGUAAACGUACCAGACAAUAUGAUUUUAAGUGAAAUAAACGGCGGUAAUAUUUCGUUAGAGCAAUAUCACUUGGCUAUGAAGAUCAGGUCGUAUAAAUAUUUAUACUUACUUUUAAUUUAUACUGAAUGUGAAUUAGAGAAUGAUCAAACAUCUACUGUUAUUUCUGUGAUACAAGAUUCCAAAGAGCAUAUAAUAAAUUUUAUGAAUCAUUAUAAUAUAAAUAUUUAUGAUUUAGAAAAGUAUAAACUAGUAUCAACUGAUUUAAAACAUUUUAAAAAUUAUCUGUAUAUAUUAAUAUUAUUUGAUAAUGAUGUAUUUAAGAAAAUAGGAAAUAAAGAUGAUGCACUUGAGAAUAAUAAGGAUUUUAUCUUGGCCAAUAAACACAAAGAAGAAGUAUCGUUAGUGGAUACUAAAGAUGAAAGUCUAAUAGAAACUGAAGCGGAACAUUAUCAGAUAAAACUUAAAGAGGAAAUUAAUUCUAUGCAGUAUUUUAGAAGUUUAUUUGAUAAAAAAGAAUUUAAUAAAUAUUUUCCUUCGACUACUUUUAGUUGUUUUUUAAAUAUGUCAGCCAUAGAUUAUCUUUCUAAUAAAAUUAAAGAGAUCUAUAAUAUACCAUAUAAGAAAUAAAUUAAAUAAUAAAUUACUAAUUAUUAUUGUAGAAACUAUAAGUAUAAAUUGUUAUAUUUUAUGUAUGUAUUUCAUAAUGUUUGUAUUUUUAAAUUACAUAGAAGUUUAAAUAUUAUUUGUAUUGCAUUAUAGUAAUAAGCACAUUUUAAUUUAAAAAAAUUAAAGAACGUUUAACAGGUUACGUCAGAAGUUGACUUUCUUGGUUUGUAAAAUAAAAAUAAAUUAUUAAAUAUAAGUACACUUAACUUAAAUUUUUUAUAAUUCAAACAUUUUCGUUAGCUUUAAACGAAGGAAGGAAUGAUCAAAAAAAUAAAGAAUUCUUCAUUUGCUAAUAAAAAGAAAAUAUUUUUAGAA
This is a messenger RNA of Daktulosphaira vitifoliae (grape phylloxera), 1123 nucleotides long. RefSeq lists its product as uncharacterized. Lineage: Eukaryota; Metazoa; Arthropoda; Insecta; Hemiptera; Phylloxeridae. The coding region runs from base 32 to 769 and encodes 245 amino acids. The transcript has 2 exons. The record is from RefSeq and is a predicted model, not a curated record.